Molecule: messenger RNA, 2512 nt
Organism: Tupaia belangeri chinensis (Chinese tree shrew)
Lineage: Eukaryota; Metazoa; Chordata; Mammalia; Scandentia; Tupaiidae
Gene: RTKN
Product: rhotekin
Exons: 13
Coding region: 526-2181 (551 amino acids)
Biological process (GO): actomyosin contractile ring assembly; mitotic cytokinesis; signal transduction
Cellular component (GO): actomyosin contractile ring
Molecular function (GO): GTPase inhibitor activity
Source: RefSeq, a predicted model, not a curated record
GUGACUCCGUGGGCCUGGGGUGGGGGUGGAGGGCAAAGCUGCAGCUGGCUGGGAAUCGGGGCCGGUUUCCUGUCUGGAAGGGAAGGGGCCCGCAGAGGGGAGCGGGGGCAGCAGCAGACAGGCACACCCCUGCCUUUCUCCCUCCCUCUCCUCUUUUCUGCUGGAAAAACGAGCUGGGAGUACAGCUGCCACCAAAGCAAGACUGGACACUGUGCACAGAGCCCCUGCGGCAGCUGGCCUCUCCUCCUGGGACCCUGCUCAUCCUCACCUCACUUUCCUUUCCUCCCCUGCCUGGCUCCCACCAAGGCCUUGGCACAGCAGUAGGCAAGGCAAAUUUGUCACAGCAGCCAAAGUUGUCUAACUGAAGUAUAGAAGGACAGGGGCAGCCUCUGCCCUCUGCCCAAGAGCUGACCACCUCUUUCAAGAACCAGGGAGCAGUGGGAGAAGGAAUUGUGGGACAGUGCAGUGCCUGCCUGCCCCCCUCUGGAGGGGGGCACAAGGGAAGGGGCACUUGGGGGCGCAGAGAUGCAGGACAGACUGCACAUCCUGGAGGACCUGAAUAUGCUCUACAUCCGGCAGAUGGCACUCAGCCUGGAGGACACGGAGUUGCAGAGGAAGCUAGACCAUGAGAUCCGAAUGAGGGAAGGGGCCUGCAAGCUGCUGGCAGCCUGCUCCCAGCGAGAACAGGCUCUGGAGGCCACCAAGAGCCUGCUGGUGUGCAACAGCCGCAUCCUCAGCUACAUGGGCGAGCUGCAGCGGCGCAAGGAGGCGCAGGUGCUGGGCAAGACAGGCCGGCGGCCUUCUGACAGCGGGCCGCCCGCUGAGCGCUCCCCCUGCCGUGGCCGGGUCUGCAUCUCCGACCUCCGGAUUCCACUCAUGUGGAAGGACACAGAAUACUUCAAGAACAAGGGUGACUUGCACCGCUGGGCUGUGUUCCUGCUGCUGCAGCUAGGGGAACACAUUCAGGACACAGAGAUGAUCCUGGUGGAUAGGACCCUCACGGACAUCUCGUUCCAGAGCAAUGUGCUCUUUACCGAGGCAGGGCCAGACUUUGAACUGCGGCUGGAGCUGUACGGGGCCUGUGUGGAAGAAGAGGGGGUCCUGGCUGGUGCUCCCAAGAGACUUGCCACCAAACUCAGCAGCUCGCUGGGCCGCUCCUCUGGGAGGCGUGUGCGGGCAUCACUGGACAGUGCUGGGAGUUCGGGGAGCAGUCCCAUCCUGCUCCCCACCCCAGCUGUGGGCGGUCCCCGUUACCACCUCUUGGCUCACACCACACUCACCCUGGCAGCAGUGCAGGACGGGUUCCGCACACACGACCUCACCCUCGCCAGCCAUGAGGAGAACCCUGCCUGGCUGCCCCUUUAUGGUAGUGUGUGUUGUCGCCUGGCAGCUCAGCCUCUCUGCAUGACUCAGCCCACUGCAAGCGGUACCCUCAGGGUGCAGCAGGCUGGAGAGCUGCAGAACUGGGUGCGUGUGCAUGGAGUCCUGAAAGGCACAAACCUCUGCUGUUACCGGAGACCUGAGGAUGCAGAUGGCGGGGAGGAGCCGCUCUUUACAAUUGCAAUCAACAAGGAGACUCGAGUCCGGGCAGGGGAGCUGGACCAGGCCCCAGGACGGCCCUUCACCCUGAGCAUCAGCAACCAGUAUGGGGAGGACGAGGUGACGCACACCCUGCAGACAGAGAGCCGGGAGGCCCUGCAGAGCUGGAGGGAGGCUCUGUGGCAGCUUUUCUUCGACAUGAGCCAGUGGAAGCAGUGCUGUGACGAAAUCAUGAAGAUUGAAACUCCUGCUCCCCGGAAACCACCCCAAGCCCUGGCCAAGCAGGGCUCCUUGUAUCACGAGAUGGCUAUUGAGCCGCUAGAUGACAUCGCAGCAGUGACAGACAUCUUGGCCCAGCGGGAGGGCACAAGGCUGGAGACGCCCCCGCCCUGGCUAGCCAUGUUUACAGACCAGCCUGCCUUGCCUAGCCCCUACUCACCUGCCUCAGUGGUCCCAGCCCCAGCCUGGACUGACCCUCUGCCCUGGAGGCGGCCCCGAACCUUUUCCCUGGAUGCUGCCCCUCCAGACCACUCCCUUGGGGCUUCUCGCGCGGUUGCCCCUCUCCCCCUGCAGCGAUCCCCACGGUCCAGAGGCCUCUGCGGCAAAGGCUCUGCGCGUACUUGGCUCCAGUCGCCAGUGUGAGAGGAAGGUGCUGGCAGCAGGAUCUGGCCAGGAGAGAGUGACCAUGUGCGGCUGAGCUCUGGAUGUGGCGCUGUCUGCAGCACGCUGGCCAGCUUGGCCUUUCCUCUGCUGGACUGGGGGUAGGGCAGGCAGCAGCCCCUCUGAAGUUGUGGUUGCCAUGGUAUUGAGGGACUCUUUCCAGGGCUGGCUGGGACCCCCUAAAUCCUUCCUGGGAGAAAACUGGAAACCCUGCACUAACUGGCUUUGAGGAUGGCACUGAAGAGCCUUGGGAGGGAAGGCACCUUUCCGGGGCUCCUGCAACAUCAUUAAAGUUAUUUAACAGCCGCCUUCA